AUGGAGCUGAAAGAUUUGUCUGCUGACUGUUUGGAACGUAUUGCAAGCAAACUAAACGCCGUUGAUCUCAUUGCGCUUGCAAGCUGCUCACAACAUUGGACGGAUAUUGUCAAAUCAUGCAGAAUCCCAAUCCAACAUUUAUAUGUAAAUGUCAUAGGAUUGAGUUGGUUCGCGAGAGAGAGUCCGGGACAUUCCAGAAUAUUAUUGGGAGUGAAACCAAUUGGAAGACGGUUUGUUCACUUCUUCUUUUAUGUUAGAACAGAAGAGGAAUUAGAAGUAAUCAGAGAAGAUGAAAAUACUAUAAUCAAAAUGAUUGGUAGAAGGAAAAUGAUUUGCCAGCUUGACGAGACCAAUAUAAAAGUUUAUACCACCACCCCUGUCGAAUCAUUUUUUUAUGUGUUGGAGUACAUGCUUGAACUUCUCAGCGGAGGAAUUCAUCACAUGAUGUUUGGACACGUCUACCCAACUGAGGACGAAAUUGUUCUCCGAGUCCUGAGAUUACAGCCAGUCAGUGAGUGUCACAGAUUAACGCUGCCUUCUCGCGGACACAUUUCUCCAAACCUUUACCAAUAUGUUUUGGACUCAACAACUUUCUAUCGGGUUGUCAUUCAUUGCGACGUUGAUGACCCUUUCACACGGGAUACGCCAACAAACAUACGCCAUCUCGACAUGGUUUAUGCCGGAUGGGUCACUCUUCCUAGUCUGCUCAAUAUGAAUAGUGAGACAAUAGAGAUGAUAGAACCAACUCUCACAUUGAGAGAUAUGAAUGCUUUCGCGAAAAAUUGGUUACAAGGAGACAAUAACAAGCUAAGAAGAGUCACGAUCCGUCGGUGCAGAGGAUUCGAAUGGACAAACAAUGAAAAAUAUGAACUGUUGGAUGGACUGGAUUCUGAAGAAUGGAAUGAGGCGGCCAACAGGAGAGAGAGGUUUUAUGAGGAUGAAACGAGUAAGAUUGACUGUGAAAAUGGAAAUGACUUUACCCGAUCGGAUGGCGCACUUGCAACUUUUCAAUUCAAUGAGAGUUACCUCCAUUUCCUUGUUUUUAAAUACCGUUAA
Molecule: messenger RNA, 1056 nt
Organism: Caenorhabditis remanei
Lineage: Eukaryota; Metazoa; Nematoda; Chromadorea; Rhabditida; Rhabditidae
Exons: 6
Coding region: 1-1056 (351 amino acids)
Biological process (GO): embryo development
Molecular function (GO): protein binding
Source: RefSeq, a predicted model, not a curated record